This is a messenger RNA of Racocetra persica, 286 nucleotides long. NCBI's taxonomy places the organism in Eukaryota, Fungi, Glomeromycota, Glomeromycetes, Diversisporales, Gigasporaceae. The record is from the annotation of a GenBank genome assembly.
AUGGAAACUUGUUUUUUAAACAUUUGUCAUUUGAUUAAAAAUACUGAAUAUAAUUUCUCAUUCACAAAAACUAAAGAUACACAAUCUACAAGGAUAAGAAUUUUAAUUUAUAAAAAAGAUAAAGAUGCACCAAUCACAAUACAAGAAGCUAAAGAUAAGGGUUAUUCAUUUGUAAUAACUUCACAAGAAAAAACAAAUUACGAAGAAACUAGUUUUAUUGUUUUACCACCACAAAUUUUGGGGAUAAAGAUUUUUCACGAACAAAAACUUGUUUACAAAAAUAAUA